CCCUCACCUUCUUCCUUGGAUUUCUUUCGAUCUCUCGAACUCUGUACCAGAAAACCUUCAUGAGUAGGAUGCAAGUUUCUUCGAUGCGAAGGUCUGCAGUCCUACUAGCCCUCUUGCACUUUUGUGCUGUUAAUCCAGCAAGAAGCUUGAAUUUUAGCUAUACCCCAUUUCGAGACCACAUUAAUGAUAAGGAUUUUCUAUUCGAAAACUCUCGUAUAUAUUUAAACGCCGUCCAGGUAACUCCUGAUGUUAGUAACGAGGCCUCCAUCAUGAACCAAGCUGGAAGGUUUUUGUAUAAAAAACGAUUCAAACUUUGGGGGAAAGGCAAAGCUUCUUUCAAUUCUACCUUUGUACUUAAAAUCGAUCCCAAAACCAAUCCAAGUGGUGAAGGCUUGGCGUUUAUCUUAACUGAAAGCCCCACUCUUCCGGAGAACAGCGAGGGUGAAUGGCUUGGAAUUGUAAAUGCAACGUCAAACGGAUCUGCUAAAGCUAAAAUAGUUGCAGUAGAAUUCGACACAAGAAAGAGCUACGCAGAAGAUGUGGAUGACAACCAUGUGGGGUUGGACAUAAACAGCGUUUACUCGAUUCAACAAGUGCCUUUGCUUGGCUAUGGUGUUAAUCUAUCAAGCGGAACAAAUUACACAGUGAGAAUUGAGUAUGCCAACCAGAACAUCACAGUCUUUGUUUCCCAGACCAAUGAAACUAGGGAAGGAAUGGAGAAUGCUCUAGUUUUGUUUUACACUGUAAAUCUCUCUGCCUAUCUUUCGCAGGAGGUCUAUGUCGGAUUCUCAGCUUCCACAGGCAAUAAGACUCAGCUAAAUUGCAUCCGGUCGUGGGAGUUCAACUCUUCGCAUAUAGAUGAAGAUUCAAACCUGCUGUGGGUUUGGAUUAUGGUCCCAGUAGUAGUACUACUUUUGGUAACUGGAGUUUCUUGUUACUUCUUCUGGACAAGGCGAGGUGAAAAGGAGGAUGUGCUUCCGAGGAUUCAAGAUGAGAUCCAAACAACUUCCAUGGCUCCAACAAAAUUCAAACUGAAAGAACUUCAAAGAGCAGCAGGCAGAUUCAAUCCCAAGAACGAGCUCGGAAAAGGUGGCUUCGGAACCGUCUAUAAGGGACUCCUGGGAGAUAAAGAGAUAGCAGUCAAGCGAGUCUCAAAGAAUUCGCGUCAAGGCAAGCAAGAAUUCAUAGCAGAAGUCACCACAAUCGGCAGCCUUCGUCACAAAAAUCUGGUCAAACUAAUUGGAUGGUGCUACGAAAGCCAUGAGCUUCUUAUCGUUUAUGAGUUCAUGCCAAAUGGAAGCCUAGACAGAUUUGUAUACAGGGACGAGAGUCUUGGCACGGAGAUGGGCAAACCAACACUGAGCUGGGAAAGAAGGCGCAGCAUAAUAUUUGGAGUUGCUCAGGCGCUAGAUUAUCUUCACAAUGGAUGCGAGAAGAGAGUGCUUCACAGAGACAUCAAAGCCAGCAAUAUCAUGUUGGACUCAGAUUUCAUCGCGAGGCUGGGAGACUUUGGGCUUGCGCGUACCAUUCAGCAGAGUAACUUGACUCACCACUCCACUAAUGAGAUUGCAGGAACGCCAGGCUACAUGGCUCCGGAGACAUUUCUUACUGGAAGGGCCACUGUUGAGACCGAUGUUUAUGCAUUUGGUGUUCUUAUGCUAGAAGUUGUCUGUGGACGAAGGCCUGGUAAUCAAAACGAACAGAACAACUACAACAACAGCAUAGUGUAUUGGCUGUGGGAUCUUUAUAGCAGAGGAAGGAUCCUUGAAGCUGUUGAUUCAAGAAUGGAUGGAGACAUUGACGAGGAUGAUAUGGCAUGCGUGCUGAUGCUAGGGUUAUCGUGUUGCCACCCUAACCCACAUGAGAGGCCAUCUAUGAGAACCGUCCUUACGGUUCUUACAAGGGAAGAUGAUCCGCCAGCUUUGCCCCAAGAACGACCUGCUUUUGUGUGGCCAGCCAUGCCUCCAUCAUUCAAAGACGAUACAGAAUCUAAUGUGGCUGAAGGUCAAAUGAGUCCACUCACAGACCUCAGCGGAAGAUGAUAAAUUAAUAUAAACAGAUCAGAAAUCAAGAAAAGCCUUGGUCUUCUGGAAGUGUAAAUCUGUAACAGAAAUAAAUAGUGUGUGUAUGUGUUAUGCUUGUUCAUUUGUAUCGUAUCACGCAAGUUAAUUAGUCAUAGAAGUUUUACUGAAGCACUUGAUUUACCCAAAACCCCUCAGAUUUACGCUUCGUUCUUGUAUUUAUAUCCGCUUACGAGAAGCCAAGGGCUCCUUUCCCUGCAGGCUGCAGACAAUGCUACACUAAUUAUAACCUUCGCAUGCAUGGCAUAUAUAAGAAACUUGAUCUAUGCAAAAAGGGAGGAACACAUAUCUGAGCUCUGUUGCAAAGCACAUGUAGGUUUCCGAAGGCAGCUUCGAAAACCUUCCUCAUAUUUUUAGAGUUACCUCUAAAUUGAUGCAGUACAAUACAACACGAUAAUAUGUUUCAAAGUGAAUGCUCAGAAAAGAGAAGUUAUCAGGGUUC
Messenger RNA from Malus domestica (apple), 2523 nucleotides. RefSeq names its product probable L-type lectin-domain containing receptor kinase S.5. Gene Ontology annotation, molecular function: ATP binding; carbohydrate binding; protein kinase activity. Gene Ontology annotation, biological process: protein phosphorylation. Gene Ontology annotation, cellular component: plasma membrane. The record is from RefSeq and is a predicted model, not a curated record. NCBI's taxonomy places the organism in Eukaryota, Viridiplantae, Streptophyta, Magnoliopsida, Rosales, Rosaceae.